Molecule: messenger RNA, 570 nt
Organism: Phycomyces blakesleeanus NRRL 1555(-)
Lineage: Eukaryota; Fungi; Mucoromycota; Mucoromycetes; Mucorales; Phycomycetaceae
Exons: 3
Coding region: 1-570 (189 amino acids)
Source: RefSeq, a predicted model, not a curated record
AUGAUCAACGUCUCCGCAAAUACCUAUGUUAAUGAGAAAUCUACCUUCAGAUUUUACAGUAAUGGACAUGUGCUAUCGGUUAUUAUAUAUGAAGAAGACGGCUCUAUUGGCUAUAACUGCAAUCCAUGUAGCUUGACAGAUGCUGAUUUGUUUUUAAUGCAUGAAAAAGAUACUAUGUAUUUCAAAAUCAAAGGCGAAUGCACCUUUAAAGCUUCUGUAGACUCAAAUAAUUAUCUAUACACUACUUGUAAAAUAAACAUCGAUUCCAACAAUACUUGCCUUGAGAUUCAUUUACCAUCCUUUGAAAUGAAAAGUACCGAACUUCGUAUAGAGUCUAGCUCUACUGACAUAUCCAGCGAGUUAUUUAAAGUGCAUGAGCUUCUUUAUAAUAUAUCUGUUCUAUCUGACAGUGAUAUUCAGUUUCUUGUUUCUAAAGAGCAGGAUAAAUUUCAAACAUAUACAGCUGUUUUAGCAUAUCACUGGAAUUCUUUGGAUGUGCUUGACUCUCCAUGUGCACCAGGAGAAGAAAAGACACCAGAGCUUUCGGCCAUUACUUUGUUACAGAAGUAG